CUUCGCAAGUACUUAAAACGUACAUUUUCCACAGCGAGUCUCAAGCCUCGCGUUUGCUCUUAUUAUACAGUUCUUUGUAAAAUUCAGACUCGCGUAAGAACCUGCGACGUCGCUUAAAUCGCGACGACGCGACUUACAUACGGAGCAAAAGCGUGAUAUUUGACGCAGAGAAAGAGAGAGAGGGAGAGUGAGAGAGAGAGGGAGAGGAACAAGUAUACCGUGUUUUAGGUACAAAGCACAAAGUAAAAUAUGAAAGCUUUUGUUCUUGUACUGACGCUAGUCCUCGCUUCUCACUUCGUCGAUGUCGAAAGUGUAGAGGAUGACCGUGGCACAGAUUAAGAAUGCCUUGAAAGGGGUGAGGAAAGCGUGCGUCGCUAAAGUAGGAGUUAGCACAGAUCUAAUCGACGACACGCAUAAGGGCGUGUUUGCCGAGGAUAGAGCAUUGAUGUGCUAUUUAUUGUGCUGUAUGGGCAUGAUGAAGACGGUGAAAAAUGGUAGAUACAGCAGCGCCGCCGCUGCAGCCCAAGUAGAAGCCUUACUCCCGAUAGAAUUAAUCGACCGAGCAAAAGUCGUGAGCAUCGACUGUGCGGCGCAAAUGACGAGUGAGGACGAUUGCGAGGCAGCAUGGCAAUUCGCUAAAUGUGGUUUCGAAAUGGACAAAGAGGUAUACUUUUUCCCGUGACGUGCCUAAAAAUGCGUCAAUACGUCGCCGACCGAGCGAAGAGCAUAGCAUCGAUCUAAUUGUAAGGCGCUGUAGUUAUUUUGCAAGACGAUGAAGUAACGCGCUACGGAACAUACGAUGUAUUAUACGUUAUGAUUUUACGUUAUACGUAUAUAAGUUGUUUUAUAGCCCAUCUUUAUACCUAUAAGUAAUGAGAUUGUGAAUAAAUAAUUUAAAAUUAUAAGCAACACUGUAUUAUAUUGUGUAACGAAUCGAUGUAAAAAAUUUACGUAAAUCAAAGUAACUAAACGAUAGAAAUAAAUUAUUUUUCGAAUAA
Messenger RNA from Neodiprion fabricii, 998 nucleotides. RefSeq names its product general odorant-binding protein 72-like. Gene Ontology annotation, molecular function: odorant binding. The coding region runs from base 320 to 682 and encodes 120 amino acids. NCBI's taxonomy places the organism in Eukaryota, Metazoa, Arthropoda, Insecta, Hymenoptera, Diprionidae. The transcript is spliced from 6 exons. The record is from RefSeq and is a predicted model, not a curated record.